This is a messenger RNA of Arvicanthis niloticus (Nile rat), 183 nucleotides long. Its product is annotated as embryonic testis differentiation protein-like. The record is from RefSeq and is a predicted model, not a curated record. NCBI's taxonomy places the organism in Eukaryota, Metazoa, Chordata, Mammalia, Rodentia, Muridae.
AUGGAUAAUGAAAAUCCCAACACUGCCCCCAGCCCACCAGAACAGAACAUGGAGGUGGUCCCACCGAAAGAGUUAAAAAGCCAGAAGUCCACCAAUAAUAUUCUGAUCUAUUUAGUUGACAGGAAGCUGGGGAGGCCCAGAAAUGAUAUGGAUUUGUUUGAAUGGAUUUGGUCAAUAAAAUAA